Messenger RNA from Acanthoscelides obtectus, 254 nucleotides. Lineage: Eukaryota; Metazoa; Arthropoda; Insecta; Coleoptera; Chrysomelidae. The record is from the annotation of a GenBank genome assembly.
GACGACUGAAAUUAGUGUUUGGAUUUUAAAAAUAUGUUUUCUGUAGGAAUAUUUCAUUCGUUUAGGUUGGCUAAGCUUACUCGUUUGAAUCGAGGAAACAGGGCCGUCUUACUGCAAGUGCUCGCAUGCAAUAGUCUUGCGGACUGAAAAACGGAUUUAAAAUUUUUCAGAUUCAGAUUCUUUUGUCAAAGUAUGCAAUCGUCAGAAUUUUACAAUAAGAAAUCCAAGAACAUUAUUCGAUGGGUGUAGCGAGA